This is a messenger RNA of Adineta ricciae, 339 nucleotides long. The record is from the annotation of a GenBank genome assembly. Lineage: Eukaryota; Metazoa; Rotifera; Eurotatoria; Adinetida; Adinetidae.
AUGACCGCGACACUUGCGCUUUUAGUCAUUUUAUGCUUCAUCGUUUUUUAUCAUCUAAGCGCGAUUCCCGAAACGAAUUUAUGGGGUGGUGACCGUCAAUUUCUACCAAUAUUGUACUCUAUAGGAGCAUUACUGGGCCAACUGCUAAUAGCACUUAUAUAUGGCGUUCCAUAUAGCGCUGUCGUUAUCAGUGGUAUGGGAUCAUUGGUUUCUGUCAUUCUGUGCUUCGCCAAACUUCCUGGGCUCUACGACUGGAUUGAAAAAUCUAUUGGCUUCACCAGCAUCUACUACGUCGAGAUUCGGUAUUCCACAACAUCGCCUACACAUGAAAUUCAUUAA